This is a messenger RNA of Cladophialophora yegresii CBS 114405, 1731 nucleotides long. RefSeq lists its product as uncharacterized. The record is from RefSeq and is a predicted model, not a curated record. Lineage: Eukaryota; Fungi; Ascomycota; Eurotiomycetes; Chaetothyriales; Herpotrichiellaceae. Bases 1 to 1731 code for a protein of 576 amino acids. Gene Ontology annotation, biological process: transmembrane transport. The transcript has 2 exons. Gene Ontology annotation, molecular function: transmembrane transporter activity.
AUGUUUACCGCAACCAAACUACAAGUCGCCACGUACCUUCUGGGUGUCUGUCCAUUCUCAAUAGCGUUUCUGGUUUUUCUGAACUCCUCUGUGUCUUUCGUCAUCACAGAUCUCGUUGGAAAGAGGGAUGGGGUCGGCAACGCAGUUGGAAGCUUGGGCUUCGCCGAUGAGCUGCUUGCACUUGUAGCAUGCCCUUUCUGGGGAUUGCUAUCGGACCGUAUGGGAUUACGUUUUGUCUGUGUAUCUGCCUAUCUCAUCAUUUGUCUGGCAUUGGUCCUGUUCGUUCAAGCAAAGAAUGUAUAUCCUCAGCUACUUCUUGCGAGGUUGUUUUUCAGCCUAGGUGGUGCCGCUGCUUCUACCAUGGUCACAGCUAUUAUUCCUGCUGUCACGUCUCCGCUCAGGGACACCUCCGUCGACCACCAUCACCAGACGAGGGCCGCCCAGGAUUUGGUUGCGAAUGGUCAUGUGUCGAGCCCCUCGAUCGAGUCAGAGGUGACGAUUACCCCCGAACUAUUCAUGUCCCGCUACUCACGACAUAAGGCUGAUCGAACUUUGCCCGCGGAGUCUCCUGAUAUCAUCAGAUCUACAAGUCAAGUCGCCGGGUUCGUUGGCAUGUUCACCGGCUGCGGUGCCUUGAUCGCAUUGACUGUAUUCCUGCCCAUUCCAGCGAAGUUCCAGUAUGCAGGUGUUGGAGAAAAGGCAGCCUUAAAAGACAGCUUCUACAUUGUGGCUGCUGUCGCUUUCGUGCUUGCUGUCUGGUGCUUCUUCGGUCUUCGGCAUCUGGAAGGAAAACCACGGAAGGGCUUCUCGAAUUCUUCGGCUUCUCAAGCUGAAGUUCGUGUCCUGGGCCGUUUGGGUCCUCUUGGGCAGAUGCUUCACAGCUUUCGGACCGCCGUCCUUGCCGGCUUCAAGCAGACAGAGAUCGCCAUCGGAUAUAUCGGAGGUUUUGUCGCCCGCGCUUCCUCAGUCGGCAUCUCUCUGUUCAUACCCCUUCUCGUCAACGCAAUGUUCCUCUCAUCUGCUCUGUGCGACGCUCAAGACACAAAUGGUGACCACACAGGACUUCCAGAUAUCAAGAGGAAGUGUCCGCGAGCAUAUAUUGUCGCUGCAGAAUUGACUGGCGUUACGGAAACGGUCGCGCUAGUAUUUGCACCCAUCUUCGGUUAUUGGGCCGCAAAGGCCUCCAGGAAAGAGGUCCCACUACUUGUGGCUUCCAUUGCCGGCGUCAUCGGCUAUCCCUUGUUUGCAAAUGAAUUUGACCCAGAUGAGAGAAACACGUCGAAGCGCGUCGCCGCUUUCCUGGCUGCCUCUCUCAUCGGCAUCAGCCAAAUCGGCGCCAUCGUGUGCAGCCUUGGUACACUUAGUAGGGGUGUACUUCUGGCAAGCCCUAAAACCUCACCUACUAGUCUGAGUAGUGAAGGACAGGGAAAUGGGAGACAUGCAGAUGAAGUCGACCCUCUUCUUUCAGCCGUGCCGCAAUCGACAGGGGAAACACCACUAUCGGAUUUGAAGGGUUCUAUCGCCGGCGUGUACUCGCUCUACGGGGGCGCUGCGAUUCUGAUACUAACUAAAGUGGGAGGCCUGUUAUUCGACAAAGUGUCACUGGGAGCUCCUUUCUACAUUAUGGCUGUCUUCAACGCAUUAUUGAUGGUUGCGUGUGCCUUUCUCAGCAUUCGGCAGCGAGACGAAAGAGGCCCAAUUCAAGAAGCAGAUCCCCAUGACAGCAGAUGA